Schistosoma intercalatum is the source of this 1296-nucleotide messenger RNA. The record is from the annotation of a GenBank genome assembly. Lineage: Eukaryota; Metazoa; Platyhelminthes; Trematoda; Strigeidida; Schistosomatidae.
GCGUUGUCAAAUUCACUCAGGAAGUAAGUUAGUUGCAAGCCGUUACUUAGCUGAAAUGUUUAUUUUACUACUGGCCAUUUCAGGAAUGACCACUUUCUAAUGAGAAAUUGUUGUAUUUACGUCAAGUUCUGUUUUUUUUCAACACUGAAAUGAGUGAUUGCUGUGAAGCAGAUAUGGUUAAUAGUGCUUAGAACUUCUGGACCGUGAACUUCAAGACAGUUCUUACAAAAGACAAAACAUGUCACUAUUUUGCUGUGAAAAACAAAAAUGUCAACCUCCAGAUGCCAUGCCACACAAAUUCACACCGGAUUUUUUUUAAUGUGUUACAUACGCUCACCUCAAGCUUACUUCUGUUUCUCCGUUUUUUCGUAAAUACUGGAUAGUAUUAUCCAUUGGGUGAUUUUUCAAUACUUGUGAAGGAAUAUGUAAAAGUGUUGAUUGUUUGGUUGAAUGGUAAUAGCGUUCUCGUUUCUAUCUAAAGCGGAGGACCUUCAAGCAUCGAGACUCUUGUUUUAGGGUUAUAGUCAAACCAACUCGCCCGUCUCAUAACUGACAGAAUCCUUACUGUAGAUCAUUCAGUGAGCGAUUUUCAUGAGGAUAUAAUUAUUGAGUAUUUCUGAAUCAUUGAAAGUCUUUGAAAAACCAUGUGUUGUAACUGCAAAGUUUCAGUGACACUGGAAAUAUACGUGACGGAUUUGCAACCCGCCUUUUAAGCACUUAAUCUUGUUACUAAUGCAUUGGAUAGCUAGCAGUUCUGCACUUAGUAUUGCAGCGCCGACUGACAAUGGACCUGUUAAUGUGCACGCCGAAUUUAGUGGACUCAAGGCUGGUAAACAUGGCUUUCAUGUUCAUGAAUUUGGUGAUACAACAAAUGGAUGUAUUUCAGCUGGAGCUCAUUUCAAUCCAACUAAACAAGAGCAUGGAGCACCAGAAGAUAGCAUUCGUCAUGUUGGUGACCUGGGAAAUGUUGUGGCGGGUGUUGAUGGAAACGCAGUUUAUAACGCGACUGACAAAUUGAUAUCUUUGAACGGCUCUCAUUCAAUAAUUGGUCGAACUAUGGUCAUUCAUGAAAAUGAAGAUGAUUUAGGCCGUGGUGGACAUGAGCUCAGUAAAGUAACUGGUAAUGCUGGUGGCCGUCUAGCUUGUGGCGUUAUCGGUUUAGCUGCUGAGUAGAGUUGUAGAUUUAUGUUUUUACAUUUUUAACGCCUAUUCUUCUUGUGAAACAGUAUGGUCAUUAUUGUCAAGAAAGGAAAUUUUGUGUUCUAAAUGAUUAAAAAAUAAAGUCACUAAAUAUAA